AGCAGCUGAAAAGAAGACUAUUACAGAGAAGCACCUUGAAUUGUUUGCUAGUCCCAAAAAAGAAACUACCACAUCUAAGAGUGCCAGUGGGCUUACAGAUAUAACUUGGAGCUCCAGUGGAAGUGAUCAGUCAGAUGAAGAUGAACUGCAGUUUGUUGACUGGGAGAGGGACAGUGACAGGGAAGAUAGGGACAGUGACAGGGAAGAUACUAACGAUGAGAAUGAAUUUGAAGACAGUGAGAGUGCUGUGGAAAUAUCAGACUGUGCUUCUUGUGCAAGCAGUCAUUCUUUGACAAGUGAAGACAGAGUAUCUGAGCUUCCUAAGACAAGUUCUACAGAAAUUUUGGAGUAUUCAUCAGAUAGUGAAAGCAAAGAUAACUCAGAGAAUGGCUUCUUCAAUGAGUCCGAAUCCUCUCGCAAACACCCCGUGGAGUUUGGAUCAGAUGGAGAAAAAGUCAUGGAGAGACGGGUAAUCCCAAGGGUGAAACCUACAGACAGCAUUUUGUACACCCCCCAGAAACAGAUGAAGUUGCCUAGGACUCCUGAAAAAUCAGCAAAUAAGAAGCAGCUUUCAAGGAAAGAUCGCCAAGGGACAACUUUAUUUUUCCUUUUGUUUUUUCUUUCCCUUCCAGGUAGCAGAUCUGGUGUAUUAACUGUGAAAAUUCUAGAGCUGCAUGAAGAAUGCACCAUCCACGUCGCCAUGUGUGAGCAGUUAGUGGGACUGCAGGCUGGCGGCUCUUCUCAAGCUGAAGCCCCUGGGCCUGGCCUGAAGGUUCUCUUCACCAAGGAGACUGCACACCAUCUCAGGGGGCAGCCCCAAGACAUCAUCCACAUCUACCCUCCCUGGCAAAAGCUUAUUAUCCCAAAUGGAAGUUGCCCUGUUAUUCUGAAUACUUAUUUCUGUAAGAAAGUUGUUGCCAAAGAAGAUUCAAGAACAACACAUGAAGUGCGCUUUGGGGACACACCCCUUCCAAGAAGAAACAUCACCUUAUCCCAGAUGUUUAGAUUUAAGAGUCUAACAAAUAAUUCACCUGAAAGCAAGGUUCUGUGCAGUCUCCCCACCCUGAGGACAGACUGGACCCACAGGCCCUGCUCAUCUCAAGCGCCCCUGAGCGACUCGCUCCUGGACACAGUCGAAAGCCAAGGAGCUGCCACGUGGUCGGGAGUUGGAGUCCCAGUGGUGGUGCAGAGAGUUUACUUUCUUCCCUGCAGGUGUCAGCAGGGAGGCGGCCCCGCCGCUCCACCCAGCUCAGACGCCCCAAGCUUCCGAGUCUGCCUCCUCGUGCAGGAUGCCUACGGAAUGUUCGGCGAAGUGCACUCAGAGGGCGCCAUCUUUAAGGACAGACGGUUGGAGGGGCAGUCCUGCCGCCUGGCGGGCAUGAAGGUGCUGCAGAAGGCUAUCCGAGGAAGGACAGCAGGGCUCUUCAGUUUGAUUGACACUCUGUGGCCUCCAGUGGUGCCUCUAAAAGCACCUGGCCACGGCCAGGCCUGUGAAGAGGCAAACACUCCUCUGCCUCCUCGCUUCUGUUAUGUCCUCACUGCUCACCCCACACUGGGACAGAUUGAUAUCAUUGAAGACCCUGUUUCUAAGCUUUACCAGCCCCCAGCUCCUUGCUCCCUACGAGAAAUUCUCCAGACUGGUGAUCUUGGUACCCGUUGCAGUUUCUAUGCCAGAGUGAUUUAUCAAAGACCAUUGCUAAGCAGUUUGCUUCUUCUGGAGCAAAGGGAGAUCUGGCUGACGGUGACCGACGUCACCCUGCAAGUGCAGGACGAAAAUCACUCUGGCUUCCCCAGAACCCUGCCGGUCUGCGUGACCUCCUCGUGUGUGCUGGCCCAGGAGGUCCUGGAAGAACUCGCCAAGGCUGCCCCCCACAGCUUCUUCUUCAGAGACGCUCUCCGAGACCAGGGUCGGAUUGUCUGUGGUGAGCGCACUGUCCUCUCGCUUCCAAAGCCCGUUCUGGAUGUGGCCUCGGGCACUCGCUCCUGUGAGCUGCCGGGCCCUGUGAGGCUCGAUGGCCUGGAUUCCGUCACUCAGGUCAACUGCAUCUGCAGCGUUCAAGGCACUGUGGUCGCUGUGGACGAGAGCACGGCCUUCUCCUGGCCUGUGUGUGACCGGUGUGGCAGCGAGAGAUUGGAACAGAGCCCAGAAGACAGCGACAGAGGCGCCUUUUCCUGUGCGGACUGCUCCCGCGUGGUCACCUCUCCUGUCCUCCGACGGCACCUGCAGGUCUUCCUGGCCUGCCCCGCGCGGCCCCAGUGCACAGUGAGGGUCAAGCUGAUGCAGAGCAGUAUCUCCUCGCUCCUGAGGUUCGCCGCCGGUGAGGACGGGGGUUAUGAAGUGAACAGCGUCAUCGGAAAGGAGGUGGGGUGGCUAAAUUGUUUUGUCCAGUCCAUAACCACCCACCGGACCAGCUGCCUGGGAUUGGAGGAAAUCGAGCUUCUGCGUGCAGAAAGGGCCUCUUCAGGCACCACUGGUUCUCCCGGGCGUCGGUGAAGGCCGGUGUGGCUGCCAGGGUGCUGCUGGUGGUUUGGUCGCUGUUAACUAUGGGCAAAGUGAAUGUACUUUAUGAUCUUGAAAUGGAACUUACAAUUUUUCUGGGGCACAUGACAAUAAAAUGGUUUUGUAAACUAUAAAUCAAAGUACUUUUUUUUCUACUAUGUAUUUUUAUUACCUUCCUGCAAACUUAGGGACGUAACUGUUAAUAAAGCUUAUGUAAGCUUGA
This is a messenger RNA of Myotis lucifugus (little brown bat), 2723 nucleotides long. RefSeq names its product scaffolding protein involved in DNA repair (gene SPIDR). The transcript is spliced from 18 exons. The record is from RefSeq and is a predicted model, not a curated record. Bases 458 to 2494 code for a protein of 678 amino acids. Gene Ontology annotation, biological process: double-strand break repair via homologous recombination; regulation of establishment of protein localization to chromosome. Lineage: Eukaryota; Metazoa; Chordata; Mammalia; Chiroptera; Vespertilionidae. Gene Ontology annotation, cellular component: nucleoplasm; nuclear chromosome.